AUGCUUUCUCGCGCCGCCAAAUCCUCCUCAUUAAUCCCCUCUCGAAAUGCUCUCCGAGUUCUCCGUCAAUUGGCCCUGGCCGGCUCAACAGUCGGCGGUUUCUGCACCGUUGCAGCCUUCACAUACGAUGCCAAUCGCCGAGUCCGGAUUGCCGAGAAAAUCAUCGAGAAUAAACGAACAUUACACAGCACCGCACCAAAUUACGAUGCAACAUCUGCUGCCAAACGCUUGAAGGUGAUGGUCGAGGCCGCGGAAGCAGGUGAAUUCAUGGGUAUUGAAUCCCUCAAGGCGAGGAACCGGAACGUACCUGACGGACCCCAUGAGCCGGGGUCCGAGACAGAGAAAACAAUUCACAAUUCUAAGCCUAAACCUCUUGUCAGCUUAGAGAAACACCAUGCUCGCACGAAACGUUCAAUCUUGGGAAGCCAACCAAAUGCCCAAUUCAAUUACAAGGACAAGAUGGACGCCCCAAGCUUGGCUCGCAAUGCCGAAGUCCUGGCCCGUGAGAAAAAGCAGGCCGAGAUUGCGCGAGAAUCAGGCAGACUCCCCUUCGAUGCUGAAAUCUGCAGAUUGUUGAAUGAAGAGCGGGAAAUCACAGCUGCGAACUUGUUCCUGGCGCACACUCGGCAAACACCUGUCAUCUCCUGGGAACGUAGAGAACUUGCGUGUCUCAUAUUCACGGCAAAUUGUAUCAAAGGCAAUCUUUUUGUUGCCCGGACUUUGUUCAAUCGCAUUGACAAGGUCAGCAUUGUCUCCAACGAGAUGUGGGCCACAUUGAUGCAUCUGCUUGCGAAGGAGGGCCACAUCGAUUCUGUUGGCGUCAUAUACGAGAAAUACAGGACUAACUUUGUUGUCCCAACGCAUCUCCUGGAGGUCAUUCUUCGAUGUCUAAUCGAGUCCAAACGGCUGGACUCCGCCAAGUUCCUCUUCUUCCAGCGGUUCAAGGAUGACCGUGACUGCGGUCUGUGUGGCGCCUAUCUCGAUGGUCUAUGGAGGAAGACCAGGAGCAUAGAGCUGCUGUCCUCCCAACUUGGUCUCAUCCUCAAACGUCUGGAAUCACUUGAUCGGAAACCCACCGAGAAACUUUUCAAUCCAAUGGUCAAGGCCAUGGUUGAAACGGGUAGGGGCGAAGAAGCCGAAGCCAUGGUUAAGGCGAUGUCGGCGCAUUAUGGCUGUCAGCCUGGAUGCCGGACUAUUGGCAUGAUUAUUUACAACAGAGCCCUCAACUGCGAAUGGGACCGUGUCAUGGACGGUAUGCGUGCCAUGCAUGAGCACGGGUAUACGGACUCAAAGAAGGAUUUUGCUAUCGUUUUUGAUCGCGUCUUUUUGGAAUACUAUCCAACUCAUACGGGCCAACAAAUUCUGGAUUUCGUUAUCUCUUGUAUCAAUGAUUUCGACAUUCAACCCGACAAGGUACUCCACCGACACAUUCUUGAAGCGAUUAUUGAGAAAGGCACUGAAGAUAUGAUCACAACCAUCAUGGAAAUGGCCGACGAGCAGAAAUGGAACACCGGUAUCAAUGAUAGGUUCAUUGAAUCACUCGUCAAGAGCCGAAAAAUCGCAAUGACCGAUAAUCCAGUGGGAAUCUGGCGGCUGAAGCAAGCCGCGAACCAUCGACAGGAUCACUUGUCUUCUUCCCGUCGUAUCCUUGGAUCUAGUUCUGAUACCUGGGCAGUGCGGGGAGACAAGAUUGCACCGAUUCACGUCCCCGCGGAGGAAACCUUCCCUCAGACGGUGAGCGAGAUGGUGGCAUCCAAAAAUGCCAGCUUGUAUGUUCCACUUCACAAACGAAUGGAGCAUUUGAUCAACAUGGGCAAGCAUACAGAUGCUUUGGCGAUAUAUGAUCAGGCGACCAGGGGCGGUUACAUUGUCAGGCCAGUUCAUCUGACACUGGCUGUGAUUGCCGCCCUGCUCAGUUGCAAAAAGACCGGUCUGGCAAACGCCCGACGCCUAAUCACUUCUGAGUGGGAGUAUUGGAAGAACGUUCCUUCUCUCCGUUAUACCAAGCGUUAUACUUCAUGGACUCCCAUCUUCUUCCAACGAGUCAUGAAGGUGGAUCCAGCAGCCGCUGGACGUGGCGGUUUGAUCAAGAUGGCUAUCUUUGAAUAUUACAAUGUAUGUGCCAACACAAACGGUCUUGUCGUCAAGCACUUUUGUGCUGCUUCUUCGAGCCGUUACCUUAUUGGCGGUGGAACGCCAGAACUUGCCGUCGAUCUUCUCACAGCGAUCUACCAAUCUCGAUGGCGACUGUCCCAUGGCUUUGACCAGGUACUAUUGAAAAUGCUGAUGCGUGCUUUCGCCAAUCUUGACAAUUUGAAGGGAUUCUGGUGGUGCAUAAUGACGGUCCUCUCGCGGAAUGAGUCCAUCAAGCGAGACUUUAUCGUGGAAGCUACCUCCCAGUUGGAGUCGUUGGAAAAGAAGCUCUUGUCCUCUGCAUCCCAUGACACUGCAGAGGAAAUUGCAAUUCUCCAGCGGACCGUGAAAGUGCUGGAAGCCAAAUCCCAGGGUGAUUCUCACUGGUCGGCCAUCAGUGUUCACCCGGAGUGGAAAAAGCUGCGACGUUCCAAUCCGAUCAAACCCACUAAGAAACAAAGUCUCCUUCCCACCACAGAUCUAGAAGAUCUCGUCAUGAAUUUCGAUGAAGAGUGGGAGUUGGAUAUGUUGCUCAAGCGCAAGCGGUUUGACACUUCCGAGCAUGCAAAGUGGUGGGCCGAGUCCAAUCUCGCGGAGGUGCAUAGUGUGCCCCCGGAGGAUCCCAACUACCCGUGGUACGAGCCGGAAACUUGGGAUGGGUACUAUGUGCCUGAGAAGUACUCCCCCGACUAUCACCUCGAAUUCUCACCAAUGGGGGAUCACGGGCACUAUCAAGAGUACGAGGAUUACCAGGGGCCUCGGGAUUGUGUAUAA
Messenger RNA from Penicillium paradoxum, 2907 nucleotides. RefSeq names its product pentatricopeptide repeat protein. Bases 1 to 2907 code for a protein of 968 amino acids. Lineage: Eukaryota; Fungi; Ascomycota; Eurotiomycetes; Eurotiales; Aspergillaceae. The record is from RefSeq and is a predicted model, not a curated record. The transcript has a single exon. Gene Ontology annotation, molecular function: protein binding.